CUGCGAAAACGUAAACAAUGAUUGUGACAAAAUUAACAAAAAACAACAACAGAACAGCUCGGAAGGACAGCAGACCAAAUUUUCGAAAAACUUAUUAAUAAAAUGGAUUUAGUGCCAGAAAACUCCUCCAGUGCAAACAAGAGAACAACAGCAGGCGGCAGGGUGAAAUGGAGUGCCGCGCUUGAGAGCCUGCUGAUUGACAUAUGGAAGGAGAAAAUUGAAGAUUUGCGCGGACCACGCAAAAAUUCACAUGUGUAAAUUAAGUUGUCCGUAUGUCCAAGUAGCCUUAGCUGCUUGAUGCGGUGGUCCUCGUGCGGGUUCCGUGGUAUAGAAUCCUUUAUGAAGAUUAUGUUGGAGAGAUAACUGUCUCUCUUAUCACUGGCCUUGUGGUACAGUGGUAUAGAAUUAAUAAUUCAAAGUGUUUACGGCUGGUUGCCGGAGCAAGGUUUAUUAACAAGCGUUAGCUUUCGUUAUAAGAACAGAACUAAAACUCUGAGCCACCAGCAAGCUGGGACAUAAGCUGAAUCAAAAUUAUUUAAUUGCCAAAGAAUGCAAAGCUACAAAAUAUAUGUACUUAGAGCUACAAAGCUACAGUCGGUAAGCCGACUUGGCAUAAGCGAUAAUGCUGAUCUUGCGGCAUGUGCAAGAUAUCAGAUUACCGCCGGUUGACCGUCACAUUCAGGGCGCUGAACUGAAGUUCGCUGAUUUGGCAUCUUGAGUGCAAACAACAUGGAGCAGAGCACAUUGGACAACGACAAUCCUGAUGAGUACUUUUCGGAUAUUAUUGAGAUGGACCUGGACGGAUCUUGUAGCUCCAGCACCUUGUCUGGGCGUCCGCCAAAGAAAAAGAAAAAUACCGACAUUUCGUGGCUGGCAGAGAUCGCCCAGGAGCGUCUCGAACAACAAAAGGACCACCACAGAAAGAAGGAGGAGCACGACGUUAGGCAGGAGAAGAUGGUGCAGGACUUGAUCAGCACCCAAACAAAAUUCCAGAACGACUUAUUAGAAGUUUUAAAAAAUAAAAAUAAAUAAGUUUUUAAUUUUCA
This is a messenger RNA of Drosophila miranda, 1046 nucleotides long. RefSeq lists its product as uncharacterized. NCBI's taxonomy places the organism in Eukaryota, Metazoa, Arthropoda, Insecta, Diptera, Drosophilidae. Bases 730 to 1032 code for a protein of 100 amino acids. The record is from RefSeq and is a predicted model, not a curated record. The transcript is spliced from 3 exons.